Moneuplotes crassus is the source of this 2400-nucleotide messenger RNA. The record is from the annotation of a GenBank genome assembly. Lineage: Eukaryota; Ciliophora; Spirotrichea; Euplotida; Euplotidae.
UAUAUCUAUGGAAGCUGACCAGGAGAGGUACCUUGAAGAAGCAGUUACAGUUGUGAGGGAGCAAGCCUAUUUUAUGAAACAGAAUUUGGACCAAAAUAGCUUGAGGGAGGCACUAAAGCACUCAUCAAAUAUGCUCCAAGAGCUUCGGACUGAUCUUCUGUCCCCCAGAAACUAUUUCUCGCUGUACAUGACUGUGUUUGACGAGCUCAUCUUUUUGGAAUCCCACUUUUUGGAAGAGAGGAAAAAUGGAAGGAAAAUGGCCGAUCUGUACGAGUCUGUCCAGCAUGCAUCCCAUAUUAUUCCAAGAUUGUAUCUGAUGAUCACUGUCGGGUCUGCUUAUAUCAAGACAAAGGAGGCUAAAGCUAGUUAUGUGCUGAAGGAUCUUCUUGAUAUGGUCAAGGGAGUCCAGCACCCAAUCAGAGGUCUCUUCCUGAGGUUUUACAUGCUCAAGACCAUGAAGGAUCUCCUACCAGAUAGAGAUAACGAGUUUGAAGAUGAUGAAAACGAUGUCACUGAUUCUAUAGAAUUUAUUCUCAGAAAUUUCAAGGAGAUGAAUAGACUCUGGAUUAGACUCCAGUAUAUGAGCUCACAGAAGGAUGACUAUAAGAAGGAAGAAGAGAGAGAAGAGCUCAAGACCACAGUUGGGGAGAACAUCGAACGCCUGCGCAACCUGGAAGGCCUCACUGCCGAUCUGUAUCAGAAACAGGUGUUACCGAACAUCCUCGAGACUUUGAUCGUGUGUGAGGAUGUAAUGUCUCACCAAUUCUUGAUAGAGUGUGUGAUAAAUUCCUUCCCAGAUGAAUACCAUCUGUUGACUUUGCAGCCACUUCUAGAGGGCAUUUCCAAGCUUCAUAAGGAUGUGGAUAUAAAGACUACUAUUAUCACUUUAUUAGACAGAUUAUCUGAAGUAGCAGGGACUAGCGAAGUUAGCAUUUUCAAAGUCGUCCAGAAGUACGUGGAGGAAGUGUUCAUCAGGUUCAACUCAAAGAUUGAGUCCAACCUUGUCAUCCAGGUUUCCCUCCUCAACUUCGCUAUUAAGUGUUACCCAGGGGAGCUUGAGUACAUCAACUCUAUUUUGGAGUCAUCAGUCAAUUUGAUUAAGAAAUCGAGAUUGGAGAAGUUGUCUCCAGAGAGUAUGAGAUUACUAGUAAAAUUGUUAUCAAUCCCUCUUGAUACUCUCUCCCUCAAGAUUUUGGAGAUGCCUCAAUACCCCCAGCUGCUCAAGUACAUGGCUUAUGGCGGGAGGAGGACAGUGUCUUUGAGAAUUGUCAAAGCAGUUUUCAAGUCAAAGAGAAAGUUGGACAAUCAAGACAUCAUUAACCAACUUUUGUCUUUCAUUGAGCCUUUGCUCAAGGAUGACGAAGAGAUGGAAGAGGAGCCUGAGAGUUACGAAUUCGAAGAAGAACAGCAGAGCGUCUCCAAACUUAUCCAUCUGAUUUACAACGAAGACCUUGAUGUGUAUUAUGAGCUCCUGCAGUUGAUUAAGAAAGAAAUCACUCAAGGUGGGGAGAAGAGAAUGAGGUAUACCCUCCCAUCUUUUAUCUUCAACCUUUUCAAGUAUAUCUACUUGUUGGAUGAUUGAAUCUCCUUGAACAGCAAAGCAGAGGCUGGGAGUCCCACUGAUGUGUACGAAGAAGAAGUAGAAGAUCUUGGUCCUAUUCCAAAGCUUCCAUCAGUGACUAUUCCAAAAGUAUUCAACCAGAUUAACGAAUUACUCCAAGAGAUUACUACUCCAUACCCUGAUAUCACUCUACGCUUGUACUGCCAAGCAGCUCAAGUGAUCGACAGAGUCUAUAACAAGGAAGAGCAGUUAGAAGAAUUUGCAUAUGAUUUCAUCAGUGAUUCCUUGACUGUAUUCCAGGACGAACUCUCAGAUUCCGAUGAAAAGUUAAGAGCCAUCAAGCUCAUCGUGAGCACUCUAUCUCACUUGGAAUGUUUUGACCAGCAAAACUACGAGACAUUGUCAGAUAAUGCAGCUCAGUACUGAAACAAGUUAUUGAAGAAGCCUGAUCAGUGAGACUCACUGAUAGUGGCCAGUCACAUGUUUGUACACAAAAAGUAUGAGAACGGGGAGAGCUUGCGGAAGUGCUUCGCCAGAUGUCUCAAGAUAGCCAAUUCAGCCAUGAAGGACCCCGAGAACUUGUCUCUACUAAUCAGGAUCCUUAACAAGUAUAUUAACUACUUUAUGACAGGAGUUGAGCAGAUCACAGCUGGGGACAUCAAUAAGCUAAUCGAGUUGAUCAAUGAGCAUAUUAAGCAAAUCACCGAGGACGGCAAGAGGGACAAGGUUAAAGCCUGUAUCAAGUUCUUUGAGAAUACCAUUGAAGCACUGAGAAAGAAGAAAAAGGAAAACCAGGCCACUUUUGAGAAUAUCAUUGUUGAGUAAAAUUCAGAGUUAGG